Mycena citricolor is the source of this 623-nucleotide messenger RNA. The record is from the annotation of a GenBank genome assembly. Lineage: Eukaryota; Fungi; Basidiomycota; Agaricomycetes; Agaricales; Mycenaceae.
CCCGCGUUUCGAUCUACAGCUUAUCUCGUACAGGCAAAACAACAUUACCUUCCGGCCAUACUCUGAGCGUCAAUGCCGACUUCACGCGCCAGGCCCUCUUCGUCUCCCAGCAGCUGGAAGUUUCGGAACGCUACAUCGCAGGUAUUCUACACGCGCUGACUGUCUCCUCACCGCACCUGCAUACCCAGCCUGUCCAGUGCGUGGAGGGCGCAAUCGACGAGUACCAUCUGCGCCGACGGCACCUUGCUGAUUCGCUUGUGUACCUAUUGCAGGCGACCGAGGCCGUUUCCCGAGGGGAGGCAGAGGGAAAUAUCAUCUUUCAGCGCGCGGCGGAGUUUGUAUACUUCGAUCUAUUUUCAACGGAGGGUGGAUUGGCACCCAAGAUCAUAAAAGAGCUGCAGAAUCUUGGGGUCCUGGUGGCUAAAGCAGAAGCCGCAAAGAAAAACGCGAGAACUGGAACCAUCCCCCCAACCGGGCAGACUGGAGUUGUCCCCGCGCUCGGGGCCACCGUCUUCCAGGGACAUUCCGAAUCUCUGCAAUACGAACGACGGCAGCUCGGGGCUACCCUUCCACUUCUGGCCCGUCUCGGAUUGCUCAGCUCUGCAGACGUCGAAGCAAUCGUG